Messenger RNA from Ogataea angusta, 3783 nucleotides. RefSeq lists its product as uncharacterized. The transcript has a single exon. Bases 1 to 3783 code for a protein of 1260 amino acids. The record is from RefSeq and is a predicted model, not a curated record. Gene Ontology annotation, molecular function: ATP binding; protein kinase activity. Lineage: Eukaryota; Fungi; Ascomycota; Pichiomycetes; Pichiales; Pichiaceae. Gene Ontology annotation, biological process: protein phosphorylation.
AUGUCUAACGAAGGGGAUAGGCUGCCGCGGUUUCUGUACGACCAGAUUCCGAGCGAGAUCACAAACUCGGGCGCCCUGAACAGCAAGAUCAAGUCGUCUAAAGACUCCCCGUAUUCCAGUGCUAUACCCAGUAAGCCUCCCAAGACACAGAGUCGCACUCCCUCCUCGCUGACCCUUGAUACCUCUGUGAGCCGACUGCCCGCCGCUAAUAUUCCCGUCAAAGUGUCGAAGGACGCGCAGUCGCUCGAGGUGCCCAGAAAAGAGAGCACUUCUGGAAACUCUCCUCUGUAUGGGAAUGUCAAUGAGAAGCUGUCCUCCAUUUUAAGUGCGCCUGAGGAGCCAGAUGACAACGAGUUCUCGUUUGAGAACACCCACCCGGAGCAGUCGUCGCUACGUGUUUCGAGACGGAUUUCGCGCGGUUUCCACUCCAACACAUCCUCUGUGUCCUGGUCCGUGAACAACCCUGAGGAAUGGACUCUGGAGAACGUUGUUUUCUGGCUGGGCAGCCACGGUUUCAACGAGAGCUGGAUCUCGCUGUUCACCUCAGAAAGACUUGUGAAGCACGACUUCCUCAAGCUGCAGUCCUACAACGAGCUCAAGAAGUAUGUGCCGUUCUUGGUGGCAGACGAGAAUUCCACGCCUACUCGCUUCAUCCAGCUACUGAGAAAAACCCUGGGCAAGAACUCAGUGUCGAAAUUGGAAGUUCCCAGCCCGUCCAUCUCGCUUGUUUCCGGGUCCUCGUUCGAUUCUGCCCUGGAGGGCCCAAACCCCCCAAGCAAAGAAGAGCAGGACCACCAAACGAUAGGGGACAAACUGCAGCCCGUGGUAUCUGCUCCCACUCUGGCUGCAGACGACCUGCAAAACAGUGACAUGUUUUCAGGGGACGACGGCGAGUCUCAGAGGCCGCGGCCUGUGUCGACCAUCGAGCCGUCGACGACACAAUUUUAUCCCUCGUCGCCGUCGUUCCACUCCAAGUCUUUUUUCAAACGACACCAGAAAAGCAGCUCAUCGGAGUCGUCUUUUUUUUCAUCGGUGUUCGGCAACAAUCCGGCCGGUGUGUCUCCUGCUUCUGCUGCUCAGCAGCUAAACACUUCAGCGGUGGAGUCGUUUCAGAAGAAGCAUGAGAGAACAGGCUCCAAAGGCUCUAUUUCCGACUCAAACACGCCGAAGAAUAUUUUUAACAAGUUUUUCGGCAAGUCCAGGGCAGACUACACUUUUCCAAAGAAAGACUCUCCAGUGAGUCCUUCCUCUGCUAAUGGGACUUUCAAGAAGCCGCUAGAUCGCAAAGUCACGCACGAAAAGUCUUUCACGGUCUCGAAAAAUAAGCCGAGCGACCCAAAGUUCGAGAAACUCGGGCCUGUUGGCAAGAAACCCUCGCCAAUCGGGGUCACGAUCCCAGUGGUCACGAAGUCCACUCUGCAUUCAAAGGAAUCGUUUUCGUCCUCGACGUCGACUCUGGCUCCGCCUACAAAAACCGCGUUUGUUCUGGAUCAAAAGUUCAGACCUGUACCGCGCAACAACCGCGACGUGUUUGUGCUGGCGUCCCGUGACAACGUCAACUUCACCAGGGUCGACUUGAUGAACUGCUCGCACGUUGACGAGUUCAAGCGCAAGAUUGCCGACGCACUGAAUAUCAAGUUUCUGUUCAAAGCAGAGUUUGCACUCACAGGUUUCAACAGCGACCCGGGACAGCCGCUGGAUGACGAGACUAUGGACGAGCUUAUGAAACGCAAGUUCUUUGGCGAGACCAUGAAAAUCCUGGUCACCCAGAAGGGUCUCGAACGGUACGCAACCACGCUCUCUGCAUACUCAUCGCACUCGUUGACGAGCGAAAACUCGCUAGACCGGAUCAACGAAACUCCGCAGUACCUGCUGGAGGCAACCAAGAACGGUGGUGUCGACUAUGUGAACUUCAAGGAGUAUAUGCACCAAGAAAACAACAGAAUGGCAUUCCCGGAGCCUAAACGGUCGACAAGCUCGUCUCUCACAAGAGCUCGUUCCAUCACGACUACAUCGAACCCAGACUCGGCCACUUUUAGGGUGAUUCGUCCUGAAAAGCGCGAGAUCGACUUUGACAAGAAGCGCGAGUCGCCGUUUGUUCGGCGCGACAGUCUCGUGGCUCGCCGCACUGCUCCUGCUCCGCCUGUCCAGGAGUCGUCUCCAAGCUCCGUCACGUCACCAGCCAGCUCAAAAUACAGAAAGCCACCGCCUCCGCUGCCAGAAACACGGGGCGAGAAAAACAGUAUUUCCAGAGCAAAGACUAUAAAACGCAGCGGUACGCAAAAGACUCUUUUUGAUCCGUUCAAAGAGAAUACUGUCAGCUUCGAAAAUGCUCCUGAACUCGAAGAGAGCGACGAAACUUCGUCGCUGGACUCAGACGACGGACUCUUCGCAAAGGCUCCUUCUAAGAACUCAAAUCAGGGCGCCGUAGUGCCGACCAACAUCAGCUCUUCGUCCACCGAUUCUCUGCUGGAAAUCCGUCCGCCUCCUGAGGUGUUGUACGACAAUCUGGAAAUCUACUUCCCGAACACUGAUCUUGACAAGCUGAUUAUUGACGAAGUGGUGUCGCCGCCAAUCUCACCGGUCGCAGAGGAAAAGGUGUCUGUGAAACAAGACUACGGUGGCCAUCUCAAGCCACCUGAGCCGUCUGGAAAAAUUCACCGUAUGAAGAGCAUCCGUAUUGUCGCCCAGGAGGCAAAGAAAGAGGCCCAGAAAAAGCUGGGAAACAACCGUUCCACCGGCAGCCUGCUCAGACGUACAAGCACAAAGAUGUGGGGGCAGAAGGUGGUCGAGGUUACGCCUGGGAACCGUGCCAGCUACGUGAACAAGCUGAAGAACCACAAGGGUCAGUACAAGGAGUUUGCAUGGGUCAAGGGUGAGCUGAUUGGAGUCGGCACGUUUGGAAAAGUGUAUCUUGCACUGAACGUCACGACCGGAGAGAUGAUAGCGGUCAAACAGACAGUCAUUUCCAGCAAGUUCAGGUCUCAUCGAGAAACCAAGGAGAUUAUGGACACGUUCCGCGCAGAAGUGGACUCUCUCAAGGACCUGGACCACGUCAACAUCGUGCAGUAUCUGGGUUUCGAAAAGAAAAACAACGUCUACAGCUUGUUCCUAGAAUAUGUUUCUGGAGGCUCCGUUGGACAUUUAAUCAGACGCUAUGGUCGGUUUUCGGAAGACCUGAUCAAGUUCUUGACCGAGCAGGUGUUACAGGGUUUGCAAUAUAUCCAUUCCAAGGGCAUCUUGCAUCGUGAUCUAAAGGCAGAUAAUUUGUUACUGGAAAUGGACGGUAUCUGCAAAAUCAGCGAUUUUGGUAUCAGCAAAAAGGCCAAGGACAUUUACACCAACGAGUCGGCAAUGUCUUUCCAAGGAACCAUUUUUUGGAUGGCUCCAGAGAUCAUAGACAACACACAGCAUAAGGGCUACAGUGCCAAGGUGGAUAUCUGGUCUCUGGGAUGUGUUGUGCUGGAAAUGUAUGCGGGACAACGGCCGUGGUCCGAUUUCGCUAUCGCAGGUGCAAUCUUCAAGCUCGGAAACAAGAGCGCUCCUCCGAUCCCUGAAGAAACACGCAAGAUGAUGAGCGAUACAGGCUCGGCUUUCCUGGACCGGUGUUUCGAGACAGACCCUGAACAACGCCCUACAGCCACUGAACUUCUCAAACAUGAGUUCUGUCAGAAAGACGAGACAUUCAACUUUGCAGAGACCGAGCUGGCGCGCAAAAUGAAGCACGAGGAUACCCAGGAAGAGAAGAAAGCUGAUAUGAUGAUGCAGAGCAAGGCGGUGUAA